CGGAGGCCACGCCCCUCCUCCCCUCUCAUCUCUCUGAUUGGCCCGUGGGGUUUCGCGUCAGCGUCUCAUUUAAGUCCCGCGGCACUUCCUCCUCUGGACACCUCAGAAAAGUUUUUUGGGAGGAAGCAAUCAUGUCCGACCAAGCCGCUUUCGACACCAACGUGGUCACCGUGACCCGCUUCGUCAUGGAGGAGGGCCGGCGGGCCAAGGGGACCGGGGAGCUCACCCGGCUCCUCAACGCGCUGUGCACGGCUGUGAAGGCCAUCUCCAGCGCGGUGCGCAAAGCCGGCAUCGCUCACCUCUACGGCAUCGCAGGCAGCACCAACGUGACGGGCGACCAGGUGAAGAAGCUGGACAUCCUGUCCAACGACCUGGUCAUUAACAUGAUCAAGUCGUCCUUCACCUCCUGCGUGCUGGUGUCGGAGGAGAACGACAAGGCCAUCAUCGUGGACCCCGACACGAGGGGCAAGUACAUCGUGUGUUUCGACCCACUUGAUGGCUCCUCCAAUAUUGACUGCCUGGUCUCCAUAGGAACCAUCUUUGCCAUCUACAAAAAGGCCGUGGAUGAGGAAGAGCCUUGCGAGAAAGACGCCCUGCAGCCCGGCAGGAACCUGGUGGCGGCGGGCUACGCUCUCUACGGCAGCGCGACCAUGAUGGUGCUCUCCACUGGACACGGAGUCAACUGCUUCAUGCUUGAUCCAGCUAUCGGAGAAUUCAUCCUGGUGGACCGGGAUGUGAAGAUCAAAAAGCGGGGCAAGAUCUACAGCUUGAACGAAGGCUACGCCAAAUACUUUGAGCCUGCUGUCACAGAGUAUUUGCACAAUAAGAAGUUUCCUCAGGACGGCACCGAGCCUUACGGCGCCCGAUACAUCGGCUCCAUGGUGGCCGACGUGCACCGGACGCUGAUGUACGGUGGGAUUUUUUUGUAUCCUGGCAACUCAAAGAGCCCCCAGGGAAAGCUGCGUCUGCUCUACGAGGGAAACCCCAUGGCGUUCAUCAUUGAGCAGGCAGGGGGCGCCGCCUCCACGGGCUUCGAGGACAUCCUGGACAUCCAACCGGAGAGCAUCCACCAGCGGGCCCCCGUGGCCAUGGGCUCCGCCGACGACGUCGCAGACUACGUGGCCAUCUGCCGCAAACACGCCGCUAAGGCCAAGUGAGCGUCGCCCCACUUGGCGUCCGUUCUUCAGGGAAGGAGAACUUUCUUGAAUUGCAUUCCCUUUUUCAUUCAAAAUAUGUCUGCGUGAGAUUGAGGUAUUACAUAUGGUACACACUGGGAGUGUAGCUAACUGAAAGACUCUGUGAAGAAAUAGAAACGCCACAAAUAAAAAUGGCGACGUCUGAAUUCAAUGCAGGUGUGGUAAUAAUAUAUUGUUACAAAAAAAAUGGAAACAACACAACCCUUGUUGCUGACAUAUUGAUACAGUAUCAUAACAACACGUUACAGCACAAUAUGAAUAUUUGAUUUCAGUGUAUCAAGACAAUAUUGCAACAAAUAAAGAUUUGACAUUUAGAA
This is a messenger RNA of Syngnathoides biaculeatus (alligator pipefish), 1513 nucleotides long. Its product is annotated as fructose-1,6-bisphosphatase 1-like. Gene Ontology annotation, biological process: sucrose biosynthetic process; fructose metabolic process; fructose 1,6-bisphosphate metabolic process. NCBI's taxonomy places the organism in Eukaryota, Metazoa, Chordata, Actinopteri, Syngnathiformes, Syngnathidae. Gene Ontology annotation, molecular function: fructose 1,6-bisphosphate 1-phosphatase activity. The transcript has 7 exons. Bases 132 to 1157 code for a protein of 341 amino acids. Gene Ontology annotation, cellular component: cytosol; cytoplasm. The record is from RefSeq and is a predicted model, not a curated record.